UGUCAAGCAGUGUCUUCUCAAUGCUCCAAUUUGAUUGGCUGUCAAAGGACACACCCUUGUUUCUGACCUGACACACCUCCACUGAAGGGCACUACAUCUACUUACAUGCACUCACCAAUAACAAUAUUAACUUAUUUGACAAACUGUAAAUUAUCUGACAACUUCAACCAUUUGUUACACCUUACAAGAGUAGUACCCAUACCUUUAUUUAAGCAAAUUGUAUGAAUUCAUAACUGUCCACCUCUGCAUGAUGACUAUGCCUUCAGUGUGUACGCACGUCACUGCUGCUUUGAAUAGCUGAACCAUGUGAUUCCUGCAGAUCCUAUUUCGGAACCCUUUAAGUCACCGCACGGUCCUCUCGGUAGCUCAAAGAAUAGAGAACAACGUGCUAUUUAAUCACAUUUCUCUGGAGGCGCACAGUGCUACAGUGUAUCAACAGGAGAAGACUUAAGUGUGUGCCGCUUCCCCCCUGUGACCCCCAAAUCGCGGUCAACCCUCUCCAGCUCGGCCGCCUUCCCUUCCCUGCAGUCGGACCAAUGGGGCUGGACAAACUUGUGAGAUUUGGGAAGCAGUUGCUCAGGGUCAAGGUGGUGGACUGUAACACGGAGGAUUCUCGCCUGUCGCGAUGCCUCAACACUUUAGACCUGGUGGCACUAGGGGUGGGUAGCACGCUGGGGGCCGGCGUCUACGUGCUCGCGGGUGCUGUCGCACGGGAGAAUUCAGGUCCUGCCAUAGUGCUGUCUUUCCUGAUAGCAGCUUUAGCAUCAGUCCUAGCCGGCUUGUGCUAUGCUGAAUUUGGAGCUCGUGUUCCCAAGACAGGCUCAGCUUAUCUGUACUCUUAUGUGACUGUUGGCGAACUCUGGGCCUUCAUAACUGGAUGGAACCUCAUCCUUGCCUAUAUCAUUGGUACUGCCAGUGUGGCCAGAGCAUGGAGCGCUACCUUUGAUGAGUUAAUAGGGAAGCGGAUAGAGGAGUUCUGCAGAGGGUACAUGCACAUGAAUGCACCAGGAGUACUGGCAGAAUAUCCUGACUUGUUUGCUGUUGUCAUCAUUAUCACCCUCACAGGUCUGCUGGCAUUUGGAGUAAAAGAGUCUGCAAUGGUCAACAAGGUUUUUACGUGUAUCAACAUGCUAGUCCUGUUGUUCAUGGUGAUCUCUGGCCUGGUCAAAGGUACUUUGAAGAACUGGUACCUGAACCCUGAUGAAAUCCUGCAUGCAUUUAACAGCAGUAACUCCAGCCACAAUUUUACAGAUGUCUUGCCAACUAGAGAGGAACUAGGUGGCGGUGGCUUCAUGCCAUUUGGUUUCACAGGCGUCCUGUCUGGAGCUGCUACCUGUUUCUACGCAUUUGUUGGAUUCGACUGCAUAGCAACCACAGUGUGCAUUUUGAACAUGAUGCCCUCAGGAGAAGAGGCGAAGAACCCCCAGCGAGCCAUCCCGAUCGGCAUUGUGUCGUCGCUGCUGAUCUGCUUUGUGGCGUACUUCUGCGUUUCUGGCGCACUCACGCUCAUGAUGCCGUACUACCUGCUCGACAGCAAUAGCCCCCUUCCCGUUGCUUUUAAGUACGUGGGCUGGGAAGGAGCCAAAUAUGCUGUGGCUGUCGGCUCCCUUUGUGCACUGUCCACGAGCCUGCUGGGCUCUAUGUUUCCAAUGCCCCGUGUCAUCUGGGCUAUGGCUGACGACGGGCUGCUUUUCGAGUUCAUGGCCAAGAUCAGCCCGCGCAGCAAAACCCCGCUAACUGCAACCCUCACCUCUGGCAUAGUGGCAGCUGCCAUGGCAUUUCUGUUUGACCUGAAGGAUCUGGUGGACCUGAUGUCCAUCGGCACACUGCUGGCCUAUACAUUAGUGGCUGCCUGUGUCUUGGUACUAAGGUACCAGCCCGAGCAGCCCAGUGCGGCGUAUCAGAUGGCCAAUAUGCAGGAGGAGCUGGAGCAGAGCGAUGGCAGUAUGGGCAUCCUACCCGGCGUGGAGGAGAGGUUCAGCUUAAAUACGUUGUUCUUCCCGGACAACCUUGAUCCGACCUCCCUUUCAGGCUUCACGGUCAACAUCUGUGCCUCUAUCAUGGGGCUGCUGAUCCUGACGUUCAGUGCGAUGGCUGUCCAGGGAGGCUCAACUUUGUUGAACAUUUUAAUCCUCAGUAUCAUCUUUAUCAUGUGCCUCCUCCUCACUUGUAUUGUCUGGAGACAGCCACAGAGCAAAACAAAGCUCUCUUUUAAGGUUCCGUUCCUGCCUAUUCUUCCGGUGAUCAGCAUGUUUGUUAAUGUCUACCUGAUGAUGCAGCUGGACAGAGGCACUUGGAUACGGUUUUCAAUCUGGAUGGCUUUAGGUUUUUUGAUCUACUUUUGCUACGGCAUCCAUCACAGCGCAGAGGCAGCGGCGGCGGCGGCCCGCUCAUCUCCUGACACGGAGAUGAACGGCUUCAAGCGCGACCGAGAUUCUGUAUCCACAACACCCGAAAAGGAGGCCUUCCUUCACAACGGCAUCGAGCUCAUGGAGGAUGACGACGGAGACUUGUAGGGAUCUUUGUUUUGCAUACACAACGACCUGCCCUGGCAACGGUGUGUCUGUGUAAUUUGGACGGUGCAUCUCCCAGUCCUUCAAGUAACAAUUAGGGAAUGUUUAAACUAUAACAUUCAAACACACGAUUUGUGAAGCUGCAUGCUGCUGUAUUGAAUAUUUUGCUGAAAUAUGAGGGUAUCAGAGGCGGCACGGUGGACGACUGGUUAGAGCGUCUACCUCACAGUUCUGAGAAAUCGGGGUCCAAUCCCCGGCCCCACCUGUGUGGAGUUUGCAUUUUCUCCCCGUGCCUGCAUGGGUUUUCUCCAGGCACUCCGGUUUCCUCCCACAUCCCAAAAACAUGCAUGGUAGGUUAAUUGAAGUCUCUAAAUUGCCCCUAGGUGUGAAUGUGAGUGCGAAUGGUUGUUUGUUUAUGUGUGCCCUGCGAUUGGCUGGCAACCAGUUCAGGGUGUACCCCGCCUCCUGCCUGAUGACAGCUGGGAUUGGCUCCAGCACGCCCGCGACCCUAGUGAGGAGAAGCGGCUCAGAAAAUGGAUGGAUGGAUGGAUGAAGGCUCAGAUGUAUUAUGUAGCUUGACAUGAAACCAGUUCAAGUUCCUGGGUGACCAUAAUAUUUGCUUGUCUGGGUCAGAUUAUGUCCAGAAGCCAGUAAUCAUCAACUUCUUAUAUUCCCUUUCAAUGAAACCAAUAUUACUUUGUAUUGAUAGUGUUGGACAAGUUCCAAAAUGUUACUAGUUAAUGUCAUUUGAAAAUAAUUUAGUUAUAGUAUGGGCUCUGAAUUGGUUGUGCAUCACACUACUUCUACAUUUAAGUUACUUUCACUAAAACGACUACAAAAUUGUAUAGUAUGAAAAUAAAUGAACACUUUAAUGGCCUUUAACACGACCAUAAUGUUUGUUAAACAAUUUUAAUAAGCCUACUUUCCAUUGUAAUGCGGACAUAACGUCAUCAUGAUAAAGUGUAUUUGAGAAAAAUAAUCGUAUUUAUUUACUUUGCUUCAACGACUGGGCCUAAAAAGAAAUAAAUAACAAACUUGCCAGGCGUUAUCGGCGACUAAAACAAACUUGGUCCCGAUAAUAUUGAUGAACAGAUGCAAUGAUGCAUGAACAAUAACUGAAAAGCCCGCCAGUGGCGGGACAGUCAGACAGGCGGGAUUUAAACCGCCUCUCAUUGUGACAGAGUGAAUAGAAUCCCAGAUUAUUUAGAAUUUACCAGCAGGAUGCUUUCUGUUGGUCCAAAAAGUGAACAUGUGAAAGGAAAGCAAUGUCUGGUCACCCCAAUGCAUUGCAACAUGCCUUACUGUGAUUGUAACAGGUAUAAUGUUACUACAUUCUAUUAGUAAUACUUCCAAAAAGUUCACCAAAAAAAAAUACACAUUACUUUUGUCACCCGUUGCUGGGUUCCAUCACCGUGGACAUAUUUCUUGAUAUGCACCAGUACAUUCUAUAAUUGCCAACACUUAUGUAAGUGAUGUUGAAAUGUUCCCCCAGUUCUGGCAGGACACUCCAACACAAAUAGCUCAUCUCUAAUAUUAUUGCUGUCAAUCACUGGCAGCACAAAUGGCUGCACCUGUUAGGGCAGCAGCGGAGGUUGCAGGUCAUACAAAGAUCAGGUGUCCAAAAUAAGGUCGCAAGUAGUAGUUCUAGUUCUAGUAGUUCUUCUAGUUUGGCUGUCAUUGAUAAAUCUAUGACUAGUGCUGAGCAUUGCGUUUGAGCAUUUUCACAGUGCUGGCUGCUGUGUCCUUUAGCACAUCUGCUUGUUACAUUGUCUUGUUGUGUUUUUCAAACAUAAUGUGAAACAAUGCCUUCUGUAGACUUUUUAAAAAUAUGUAUUCUCCUUUCCCUUAUUAUAGACUUCACCUGUUUUUUUUCUUCAUUCUAAACGUUUACCCAUUAUGAAGGCUGCUUUCUUUUCAGAUCAGUAUUUUUGUUUCAGUUGUUGUAGAAUUGAAUCAAAUUGAAUAUAAACACCUUUAUUUUAUUUUUUUUUAAAAGUUUGUACAAAUUUAAAAUCGAAAAACGUGACUUCUAUUUACAUUAUCCACAACUAUUUAGGUUCCGGUUGAGGUCUUAUUUUUAAGACAAGGUAUUUACCGUGUGGGUUAGGAAGUUUCCCAUAACAAAGUAGUGUGGCUAAAUACAGUAUAAUAAAAGAAUAUGUAUAUAAUUUUGUUUAUAUCACUUUAAGUAAAUUAUUUGUAAAUGUGGGAAUGUUGUGUUGUUAUUUUGUAUGUCCGGUGUAUAAAUUGUCUGUGGAUGAUUUGGUUACAGCGGGUUUUGUGUUGCACAGUUAAAUGUAUUCUAUAUACCAUAUCUUGUAUCCUCCGUAAUGUUCUAAAUCAGAGUGCACUUGUCAUAUGAAUUAGGUAUUAGCAAAAGUCGGUAGCUGUGAGCUGAAGGGUUUGCGUGUCGAUAAGUCCUUGGGUUCUGUUAUCUUUCACGGGAGAUGGAAAAAUAAAAAUUCAUCAUUGUAUUGUACAGUAAUUAAACUCCAUGAACUGCGCAUGCUUCUGUAAUUUCAACUUGCUGAAACCUGGUCAGUUCUGGCAGAGAGAAAUUUGCU
Molecule: messenger RNA, 5077 nt
Organism: Phycodurus eques (leafy seadragon)
Lineage: Eukaryota; Metazoa; Chordata; Actinopteri; Syngnathiformes; Syngnathidae
Gene: slc7a1a
Product: solute carrier family 7 member 1a
Exons: 13
Coding region: 537-2516 (659 amino acids)
Biological process (GO): amino acid transport; transmembrane transport
Cellular component (GO): plasma membrane
Molecular function (GO): amino acid transmembrane transporter activity
Source: RefSeq, a predicted model, not a curated record